GCUACAUCAACGUUGGGAUCAUAGUUUUGUGAAACAUGUUAUAGAAGGGCAUGCAAAGAGAACUAAGUAGUCAAAUAUUUCUAAGUGGUUAUACAUUUAUUACUGUUGCAUUUAUUUUCAGAUAGUUCGUGUUCAAGUUCUUAAGUCGAACAGCGACGACUAUUCAUGGCGGCUAUAAUCAUUUUGAACUCUUCCAUCGUGCGUGUGUGAAAAAGGUUCAUUCUUGGGUGUUUAUUAAAGUGGGUUUUGAAGGGUCUGCAUGCAGCUAACAAGUGCUGAAGUUAGGGCCAUGGUGGGUUGAAUUAUAUGUGUAUGUCAAAGGUGGCGAAUCAUAGAGAAAAGGAAAACGAGGUUGACUUUGAUGAAGAGAACUAUCACACGUUGUCAAUGCCAAUGAUGUUUCAAGGUCUGAAUAGAGAGAUGGAGAUGUCAGCCAUGAUCUCGGCUUUGACCCAUGUUGUACGUGGAGAGGAACAUGGCACGGUUCUUCAUCAGAAUAUGGACCAUAGUUCAAUUGGUGAAGGUGGUGGUGGUGGUGCUUCUGUGACACCAAACUUGCCUUCUGUUUCAACUACACAAUCUUCUCCUCCUUCAUCUAAUGGUGGCAGCUCUGCUCUCAAGAGAAGAAGAGCAAGUGAUGCAUCCCCUUCUAUUCCCACAAGAGCAGAAAGUUCAAGCAACAAGACCAGCACAAUAACAGCAAAAACAACAACAGAAACAAGCCAAAUGGAAAAUACAAUGUAUGAAUACAGAACAGAGAACAUGAGAGAGGAAGUGCAACCAAGUAGAAAAUACAGAGGAGUGCGACAGAGGCCAUGGGGGAAGUGGGCUGCAGAGAUAAGAGACCCGUUCAAAGCAACAAGAGUGUGGUUAGGAACAUUUGAUACAGCUGAAGCAGCAGCUAGAGCAUAUGAUCAAGCUUCAUUGCGUUUCAGAGGCAACAAAGCAAAACUUAACUUCCCUGAAAAUGUUAGGCUAAGACAACCUCAACUCAAUCCACAACCAACCCAUUUCACCAUUUCCAAUUCUAGGAGUACCCUUUUGUCCAUUCCAUCUAACACUGAUCCAAUAGUUCACACUGAACCUCUUCACACUUCUCAGGGUUCACGUGGCUCAAACAACUUUUAUGAAUAUUCUAUGCAUGUUCCCAUGAGCCUAUAUGAUCAGAUAACUAUGCCAUCUACUGUGGCUUCCCAUCUUCAAUCUUCAUCGUCUUCAUCAGCUUCAUAUUCUUCUUCUUCAACCAUGACUUCUCCGCAGGCACCUUCUGUUUAUCCUACACAGUUACCUGCAUGGUCUUCUUCUGGUUAUAGCUCUUCUCCCUCUGGAUGAUUUGCACUUGUACGACUAGUUUGUCAAUCUUUUCAUUAUUUUUUUAUGAUGAUGUUAGUUGAAAUUGAAUUAUUAUGCUUUUUUAUUUUUUUAAACCCCUCUCGUUCAUUUU
Molecule: messenger RNA, 1444 nt
Organism: Abrus precatorius (Indian licorice)
Lineage: Eukaryota; Viridiplantae; Streptophyta; Magnoliopsida; Fabales; Fabaceae
Product: ethylene-responsive transcription factor RAP2-6-like
Exons: 2
Coding region: 307-1332 (341 amino acids)
Biological process (GO): regulation of DNA-templated transcription; ethylene-activated signaling pathway
Molecular function (GO): DNA binding; DNA-binding transcription factor activity
Source: RefSeq, a predicted model, not a curated record